This is a messenger RNA of Pygocentrus nattereri (red-bellied piranha), 4731 nucleotides long. RefSeq names its product cadherin 17, LI cadherin (liver-intestine) (gene cdh17). The transcript is spliced from 19 exons. Gene Ontology annotation, biological process: adherens junction organization; cell-cell junction assembly; homophilic cell-cell adhesion. Bases 95 to 2725 code for a protein of 876 amino acids. Gene Ontology annotation, molecular function: calcium ion binding; cadherin binding. NCBI's taxonomy places the organism in Eukaryota, Metazoa, Chordata, Actinopteri, Characiformes, Serrasalmidae. The record is from RefSeq and is a predicted model, not a curated record. Gene Ontology annotation, cellular component: plasma membrane; catenin complex; adherens junction.
GUUUCACUCUAGCAGGAAGCAGACCAGGCUUUGCAGGCUUCAUUCUGUUAGUCCUUGGCCAGUCAAGGAGCUCUCCUGACAGGAUUUUUUUCUCAUGAUGGCAAAAGCGCAUCUGCUGCUCUUGGCUCUUCUAAUCUGCUCUGCUCAUGGAGCUGGUCUGGAGGAUAAGAAAGGGCCACUGGACCAUAAAGUUUUAGAUGUGCCAGAGGCCACACCAGUGCCAUUUGCUAUUUUUCAGUUUACAUCCACAGUAGAAGGUGUAUCAUCAUACCGUGUGAGUGGUGGGACGGAGGGAAAAAUUAGCAUAUCUUCAGAUGGCUGGUUGUACCUUGAAGAACCGCUGCAAUGGAGCCCUGAGAAACGGCAUGAUCUAAAUAUAGAGGCGCUGUCAGCUGAUGAUAACGUCCUUGAUGGACCUUACUCAGUUGUACUCCAAGUCAUAGACGUCAACAACAAUCCUCCUGUCUUUACUCAGAGUCAGUAUAGUGGAAGUAUCAGAGAGCAUUCGCCUGCAGGCAUGCCAUUUGUGCAAGUGCUUGCCACUGAUGAUGAUGAUGCAAACACACCCAAUGCUCAGCUGAGCUACAGCAUAGAGAACCAGAUCCCCAACCCCUCUGGCCAAUUCUUCUUUACCAUCAACCCAAACAAUGGAGAAAUUUCCACCACAGAAGAGGGAGCAGCUUUUCUGAGAGCCAAAACUGGAGUGAUAUACAGUCGGGGUGAGACCCGAGGAAGUGUUGACGUUCUGAAGAAAAAGUUUGAUGAAUUCUGCUCUCCAAAGACUGAAGUGCCCCUAGAGAAUAACCCCUUCUUCACAUGUGUCCAGCAUGCUGAGAGCAAAAGAUUUAAUGCUAUCCAGGACCCAGACUACACUUUGAUUGUGCGAGCAGUGGAUUUAGGUGGUGGAGCCCCCAGUGCUCUCAGCAGCACCACUCGGGUCAACGUAGCCAUCACUCAAAACCUCUGGGUCCGCCCAAAGCCAAUCACCAUCAAGGAAAAUUUGUUGAAUGAAUAUCCCAUGCUGAUUGCUUCGGUGCGCUCUAAUGACCCCAAUGCACUAUACAGGCUGGUGCAAAAUGAGAACGAGAUUCACUUUCCAUUCACUAUCAAUGAAGAUGGAGCCAUAUUUGUUACUGAGCCUUUGGACAGAGAGCAGAAGGACAGGUACAUACUGGUGGUGUUGGCAGAGGAUGAUCAAGGUGUUGAGCUGGAGACUCCCAUGGAGAUCCAAGUGAAGGUGGGGGAUGAGAAUGAUAGCCCUCCUGUGUGUGCAGAAGCUGAAAGUAUAUUUGAGGUGCAGGAGAACGAGAUAGUGGGUAGCCAUAUUGGUGAUCUGUUGGUUCUUGAUGCGGAUGAGGAGAACACACUCAACUCACUGCUGAGCUACAGACUUUUGAGCCAGAACCCCGCCAACCCUUCUGAAGGAAUGUUCUCCAUUGAUGAAGCACAAGGGAAGAUCCAGGUGGCCAAACACAACUUCCGUAGAAAGGACGUGCCAGAAUAUCAGCUCACGAUUGGAGUAACUGAUGGAGUUCACAGUACAGAGUGUAAUGUUGUCAUCAAAAUCAUCGACAUCAACAAUGAGAUCCCCAUCUUUGAGAAGAAUGAUUAUGGGACAUACAGUGUUCCAGAGGUAGCAGACGUGGGCACCACUCUCCUGACCAUUAAAGCUACAGACGCUGAUGAUCCUGGCACAGGUAGCUCCAGGGUGGAGUACCAUAUCUCUAAAGGAGACCCAGACAAAUUAUUUGCCAUAGAGGUUGACGAUACCACUGGGGAGGGCAGAGUCUACAUUGCACAGCCUUUGGAUUAUGAGGUUCAGUCUAUCUACCAGCUUCAGAUUGACGCCCGUAAUCCCGAGCCCCUGAUCGAGGGAGUGGAGUACAAUGAACAUUCCACUACAGUCGUGGUCAUUGAGCUGGUGGACGUGGAUGAGCCUCCAGUGUUUACUGUGGACAUACUGAACAUCAACGUCCCAGAAAAUCUCACUGUAGGAACUACCCUCUUGACAGCUGAUGCCAAGGACCCAGAUGGACAGAAAAUUAUGUUCAAGCUAGAGGGUGAUGAGCAGGGCUGGUUCGAAGUGGAUCCUGAUUCUGGAGAGCUGAAGACUAAAGCAGAGAUGGACAGGGAAGUGGUAGACCAGCUCAAAGUCCGGAUCAUUGCUUAUGAGACAGAUGGUCAGAAGCAGGAAACUGAGAAAGAAGUGUCAAUCCAACUGUUGGAUGUGAAUGAUAACUUCCCUAAGCUGCAAAAGACUCAGGGGUUCAUGUGUGUGAAGAACCCGACCCCCUUGGUGCUGACCGCUGUGGAUGCUGAUGCACCACCCUAUGGAGAGCCCUUUACCUUUGCACUGCAAAUGGCCCGCAAGUCACCCAACUGGGAGAUCACGAAAGUAGACGGAACCUCAGCUAAACUGGUUCUAAAGAAGAAGCCGGCUGUUGACCAGACUUGGAGCAUUCCUGUCAACAUCAAAGACAACGCAGGCAUGGGUGUUACACAGAAGUUUGAGGUGCGAGUUUGUAACUGCACUGAGUUGGGCUACUGUUACAUGGAACCGAAACCUCAUGCCUGGAAGUUGGGCGUAUCGACCACAAUUGCCAUUCUGGGAGGAGUUUUGGGAUUUAUCAUCCUGCUCCUGAUUAUUGUAAUUUGCCGCAUCAAGAAGAGGGACAAGAAGGAGGAGAAAGUCAUGGCUGAUGGAGAAACUAAUGCCAUGCUCUAGAAGCCGUGUUCUGUUGAGCUCUCCCACAUGUGGUUUAUUCAAUUCAGAUGCAGACCGUUCAGCCUCCAUUCCAAUUUCUGAAAUUCAUGAAACAGACUGUGCCUUUUGACCUUGGAGGAUUUUUUUUUUUUGAAUUGGCAGGUAAUAUUUUUAUGCAGUGUUGUUGCAAUUUGGAGGUACUACUUGUAACUUAUUAUCUGUGAGCAUGGCCAUGUUCCAGCACAAUUGUUCCAGCACAAAAUCUUCAAAGAUUGUCUUCACCCCAAGCCAGAAUAACUCUCCCGGUGGCCUUGCUGUUUUGUUAAAUAAUAAAUGGUUUAGAUUUAAUUAAAAAAAUGUAAUCUUUUAGGCAUAAAUACAUCUAUACAGCAUCACAUCCACUAUGACUAUGACUUUGUAUAAUCUCGACCAAAUUACACCUUAACCAGUCUCUUGGAUGCAUGAAUCCCUGAGCGCAUGCAUGAAUCUUACAGCAUACAGCCAAUGAGUUAAAAUAUUCUAUAAAAGUCAAUCAGAUACUUUUUAAAAACAAAAAAUCAUUCUUCAUAAAUUGCAGGAAUCCAAUACAAUAAUUGCUUUAUAUUUUUAGUUCUUCUGUUGAAAAGCAAUAUUAUUUUUUGAUUGGCUGUUCAGCCUAAACAUCAUGAAGAGGUUUUUAAGAGGCUGCUGUGGCAUUUUGUUGUAAGUGUGUUAAGUCAUGUGUACCAUAAAAUAAUCCAAUUACUGAUUCUGCAGCAAUUUGCUAAAAUGUGACCUCAAAAAGGAAGGUUGGCCCUAAUUGGUCCAGGAACUGUUUAUGAUCUAUAAUCCCGAACUUAACAGGUUAGAUGUGCCGUUUAGAGUUUUUUGGCUAAACAAGCAUCCCUGCUUUGUGAGACAGGCCCUUGAUUUAGCUCCAUCUCCAUAACACUCCAUCUGCUUACCAAAUCCUAUCUCUCCAUCCAUAUUUCCCCAGCUAAGAAGCCUGCACUUUUAGCUACUGAUGAUUUCGUUUGUUGAUUUUCUGAGUAUGAGUGUGGUCAGUGCAGGUGUGUGCUGCUACAUGCUCUGUUAGUCUGAAUGUGAUGAGCGCUUUGCUGUAAUGCUAGAGAAACGCAUAUUUAUUCUCAUGACCUACAAUCAGUUCAAAGGUACAUUCAAUUUUGUAGCUUGUCCUUUUGCCCAAAGAUCUCUUGUUCAGCUCAUAGUUGUUUAUUUUAGAAUGGAAAGAAAAGUAAAGCUUUAAUACAUAAAGUGCUAGUUUUUCAUUCUGUUAAUAAACUUCUCAUUUAAAUUAGAAUGUUUAAAUGGUUACAGUGUUAUUUAUAUGAAGGUAACCAUGGUUCCAUGUUUGCAAUUCCAAAAAAAAAAAGUUGUAACACUACCUCCUAAAAUUAAAGGGUUCUUAAGAACUAUGCAACAGAAGAACCACUUUUGGUUCCCUAAAGCUUCUUUCAGUCUAUGGCCAUUCACAGAGCCAUUUUUUUGAGUUGUGUGAGUGUGAAGAAUGUUUUCAAAGGUUAAAGAUUAUCUGCAUAGUGUGAAGGUUCUAUACCAAUUAAACUUUUCUCCCGGAAUUGUAUGUCCAAGCCAAGAACCCUUUAGGAACCUUUAUUUUUAAGAGUGCUGAAAUAGUAUUACUAUAAUAUAACUUUUAUGUUAUAUUAUUUGAUCUAUUCACUGUUGCCUUGCUUUGUUAAUAGCGUGAUGAAAAUGUAGAUACAGGAUGAAAACUGUAGGAUGUUCUUAUAUAGUGUGUUUAUAUUCAUGUCUCUCUGUCAUAGCAAUGAUGCACUUCAAUCCAAGUUGUUCCCAACACAUGGUAUCCCUGUUUCCCCAACCAUGACAUCCAGGGGGUCUGUCCUAGGUUACAAUGAGUGAUUUAAGGUCUAGUGCUCUUAUUAGUGCAAACUGACAUGUAUUAUCACAUAGGUUACCAGUUUGAAACAUGAUUAAGAAAUUCUGGCAAUAAAGCAGAGAGGUCCAAGAGCCAUUAACUUUAUCACUGGCCCUCUAUCUUUUCCAUG